This is a messenger RNA of Bacidia gigantensis, 2175 nucleotides long. RefSeq lists its product as uncharacterized. NCBI's taxonomy places the organism in Eukaryota, Fungi, Ascomycota, Lecanoromycetes, Lecanorales, Ramalinaceae. Bases 1 to 2175 code for a protein of 724 amino acids. The transcript has 5 exons. The record is from RefSeq and is a predicted model, not a curated record.
AUGCCCUCGCCGUUGGUCUCAGUUUCCAUUCAAUCUUUCUUCAUUACGCUUUGCUCAUGCUUCAUUGCCCACUAUCUGAAUCCCGGGGAUCCCCCCCAUUACUUCUCACUCCUUGUCUAUGGAUUGCUCGCCACGUCUCCAAACUUUCUUUGGCAGCAGAAAAUAGAACAAAUCUUUCCAUCCUACAAACUGAAGAAGGUCAAGGUUGACGAGGGAGGCAACGGCGCUGAAGUGGAGAAAAAAUUGAGUGCGAAAAACACCUUAAUUAAGGUCGUGCUAGAUCAGACUGUGGCUGCCCUUCCGAACGUUGUUGGUUACAUUGGAGUCACUCGUUUAUUAAGAGGUGUCCCUCCAAAGAUGUGUUGGGCUGCUGUAAAGGAGGUGGGUCCUGCUCUAGUACUGACAAUCUGGUGGUUCAAUGGUGGGAGACAAGAAUUGGAUGAGGUCAAACUGAAUGCUGCCGGGCUAGGAAAAGGCCUGUUGACCGAGAGACGGAUGCACAAUUACCAAUUCUACCCUGUUACGAAUCCCAAAAUCCAUUUCAUGGGCCGCUGGACGGCAACACCAAAUCACUUGCGCAAAGACGGUACAUUUCCGGGUGUAUAUUUUGACAUCGUGGUAAAGAACACAACUUCGCUCUUUAUCGCGCUUCACAAUGCCCCUGUUGGACCUACGUCGAACUCAGCGACCUCAACUGCUGCGCAAACAUCACCAACCAUCUACAAAGCUCCGGACCAUCUCUCAUUUCACCCUUUAGCUGCAAAUCAGGCGCCAUCUCCACCAGUAUCCCUCCUAGCUCGUAUUGAUGACGCUGAGUAUGUAAUCCUAUCCAAUGCAUCUAAGCUCGUGACUGUUUCUUUCAACACUCUUUCUCGACAUCAUGAGCACCAUAUCCGUAUAGUAGCACCAAUGAUCGAUGACGGUGGGCGCGGGAUUGUGGAGUUGGAAGGUCUUUGGCUCAGUAAAGGUGGCUUCUUGAUCAAGGUCGCUGGAUCGAUGUUGGACGAUGUCUACAUUGAUGAAGACAUACUGCGACCCGAGAAUUCUAAUGUUGGGGAAAAGCAUAGAGCUGGGCUCAGUGAGCUUGAAAAUGACGGGACGAAUCGACUUAAGCAUUUCCAUCAAACUCACGAAAUCGAAUCAGAUCUCGUGGUCGCCAACCAAGAUAGGAAGAAGAUAUUGGAGGUUGUGACCGAUUUCCCUGGCUCCUCCGCCCGCACAGGAGCAACAGAAAGGUUGCUGGCUGGCGUAACAGGAUGGGAGUAUCUACUUGGAGAGAUGUUCAAGGCAGAUCACGUUGGUAUCUGGGUGGACGGUAUGUGUUUGAUUCAAGAAUGCAUUGGAGGCAACGGCUUCCCAGUAGGGGUUGGUGAUGUGUUCUUUCGCAGUGGACCAUAUAGCACCGAAUACUUUAAACUUCCUUGGAUGUUUACAAGCUACAUUCCAGACGUAUUAGUACGUACAAAGUCUCCCUUUGUAGGCUUUACGGUCGAUGCUCAUCAUUCACAGGUUAUUAAUCUUGGCGAGUCCGAUCAUUUCUCAUUCAAAAGAUAUCAGGCCGAAUACAAUCAAACUAUGUGGCAGCUAUCGGAGUCCUUUGAAAAUACUUAUAUUUCUUUGGUCCAGGGAAUCCGAAGGUUAGGCUACGAGAGACAUCCAGCCAUAGUUCUGAGCGAGCGACUAGGCUUCCCUGGAGUUAUUCCUCAUAAUGUACCGGCCUCGGUACCCAUAUUUAUCAUGCGUCCCCUGACUGGGCGCCUUGAGCACGCAACACAAAACAUAGUCAACAGACUUAGAGCGCACGGAGACCGAUCAGUCUUCUGGGUAGAUACUUCUGGCUGGCUCGAUUCGGACGUGACCCACGAAGUUGCAGGGGACUUGUACCUCGAUGAAAGCUUGGACCCGGCACGAAUGCGACUGACGGAGCUCGGAAAUCAACGCGUAGCAAUGUUCCUACACGCUCACGUUUGCCAGCACCUUGCGUCUGUUGGAGACGAAUGCGCGUUCCUCCCGCAGGAGGUCUACCAGGGCACAGCGUACGACCAAGAAGAGGCUAAUUUUAAUCGAUACCUAGAGGCUGAGAAGGAACAAAGACUACGAGAGUUGUUCUGGUUGACUGGACAGCAAGAAAAAAAGGAGAGCGAAGCAUCGGCGGCAGAUAUCCGCUCAAUGUGA